AGGGAGGGUGCGGGAAGCUUUCAAAGGAGAGAACAGACGUGAAUGAAGAGAAGGGAGGAGGCAGGAGGCCGCUGGAAGGCCCAGAACUGGCGCCCACUGUACCACAGCAACGCGGAGGCCCGGGGAGACUGCUGGUGCCUUGGAGGCAGGAGGAGGCCCUGAGGGAAGCCAGGCAGGACCCUGCCAGCUGAGUCGGCCUCAGUUUCCCCCGCUCUCUGGCAGGCUAGGCUGGUCCGAGCUGCCGGUGGAGCUACUGGAAGCCCACACCCCACAGCCGGAGGCAGAGUUUCACCGGGAUCUAUGUCUAAGUUCUAACUCUUGCUGACAAAGACCACGAUAAUUCCUUCCCCAAAGCCCAGCAGCCCCCCAGCCCCGCGCAGCCCCAGCCUGCCUCCCACCGCCCAGCUGCCCGCCAUGCCCUCCAGCGGCCCUGGGGACACCAGCAGCUCCGCUCCGGAGCGGGAGGAGGACCGCAAGGAGGGAGAGGAGCAGGAGGAGGCUCGUGGCAAGGAGGAGCGGCAGGAGCCCAGCACGACCGCACGGAAGGUGGGGCGGCCUGGGCGGAAGCGCAAGCACCCUCCGGUGGAAAGCAGUGACACACCAAAGGACCCCGCAGUGACCUCCAAGUCCCCGUCCAUGGCCCAGGACUCAGGCCCCUCAGAGCUGUUACCCAACGGGGACUUGGAGAAGCGGAGUGAGCCCCAGCCAGAGGAGGGGAGCCCCGCUGGAGGGCAGAAGGGCGGGGCCCCAGCAGAGGGAGAGGGUGCGGCUGAGACCCCACCUGAAGCCUCCAGAGCCGUGGAGAAUGGCUGCUGCACCCCCAAGGAUGGCCGAGGAGCCCCCGCAGAAGAGAGCAAAGAACAGAAGGAGACCAACAUCGAAUCCAUGAAAAUGGAGGGCUCCCGGGGCCGGCUGCGGGGUGGCUUGGGCUGGGAGUCCAGCCUCCGCCAGCGGCCCAUGCCGCGGCUCACCUUCCAGGCGGGGGACCCCUACUACAUCAGCAAGCGCAAGCGGGACGAGUGGCUGGCACGCUGGAAAAGGGAGGCUGAGAAGAAAGCCAAGGUGAUCGCAGUAAUGAAUGCUGUGGAAGAAAACCAGGGCUCGGGCGAGUCUCAGAAGGUAGAGGAGGCCAGCCCUCCUGCCGUGCAGCAGCCCACCGACCCCGCCUCCCCCACAGUGGCCACCACACCUGAGCCCGUGGGGGCGGACGCGGGGGACAAGAACGCCACCAAAGCCGCGGAUGAUGAGCCGGAGUACGAGGACGGCCGGGGCUUUGGCAUUGGGGAGCUGGUGUGGGGGAAACUUCGGGGCUUCUCCUGGUGGCCAGGCCGCAUUGUGUCUUGGUGGAUGACGGGCCGGAGCCGAGCAGCUGAAGGCACGCGCUGGGUCAUGUGGUUUGGAGACGGCAAGUUCUCAGUGGUGUGUGUCGAGAAGCUGAUGCCGCUAAGCUCCUUCUGCAGUGCUUUCCACCAGGCCACCUACAACAAGCAGCCCAUGUACCGCAAAGCCAUCUACGAAGUCCUGCAGGUGGCCAGCAGCCGCGCGGGGAAGCUGUUCCCGGCCUGCCACGACGGCGACGAGAGCGACACUGCCAAGGCGGUGGAGGUGCAGAACAAACAGAUGAUCGAAUGGGCUCUCGGAGGCUUCCAGCCCUCUGGCCCCAAGGGCCUGGAGCCACCCGAAGAAGAGAAGAACCCCUACAAAGAAGUUUACACAGACAUGUGGGUCGAACCCGAGGCAGCUGCCUAUGCCCCACCCCCACCCGCCAAAAAGCCCCGGAAGAGCACAACGGAGAAGCCGAAGGUCAAGGAGAUAAUUGACGAACGCACAAGAGAGCGGCUGGUGUACGAGGUGCGGCAGAAGUGCCGAAAUAUCGAGGACAUCUGCAUCUCUUGUGGGAGCCUCAACGUCACCCUGGAACACCCUCUCUUCGUCGGAGGAAUGUGCCAAAACUGUAAGAACUGCUUCCUGGAGUGCGCGUACCAGUACGAUGACGACGGCUACCAGUCCUACUGCACCAUCUGCUGCGGGGGGCGCGAGGUGCUCAUGUGUGGGAACAACAACUGCUGCAGGUGCUUCUGUGUGGAGUGUGUGGACCUUUUGGUGGGGCCGGGUGCUGCGCAGGCCGCCAUCAAGGAGGACCCCUGGAACUGCUACAUGUGCGGGCACAAGGGCACCUACGGGCUGCUGCGGCGGCGGGAUGACUGGCCCUCGCGGCUCCAGAUGUUUUUUGCCAACAACCACGACCAGGAAUUUGACCCCCCGAAGGUGUACCCACCUGUCCCAGCCGAGAAGAGGAAGCCCAUCCGGGUGCUGUCUCUAUUUGACGGAAUUGCUACAGGGCUUCUGGUGCUGAAGGACUUGGGAAUUCAGGUGGACCGCUACAUCGCCUCCGAGGUGUGCGAGGACUCCAUCACAGUGGGCAUGGUGCGCCACCAGGGGAAGAUCAUGUACGUCGGGGACGUCCGCAGCGUCACACAGAAGCAUAUCCAGGAGUGGGGCCCAUUCGAUCUGGUGAUUGGGGGCAGCCCUUGCAAUGACCUCUCCAUCGUCAACCCUGCCCGGAAAGGACUCUACGAGGGCACUGGCCGGCUCUUCUUUGAGUUCUACCGCCUCCUGCAUGAUGCGCGGCCCAAGGAGGGAGAUGAUCGCCCCUUCUUCUGGCUCUUUGAGAAUGUGGUGGCCAUGGGCGUUAGUGACAAGAGGGACAUCUCGCGAUUUCUCGAGUCCAACCCUGUGAUGAUUGAUGCCAAAGAAGUGUCCGCUGCACACAGGGCCCGCUACUUCUGGGGGAACCUUCCUGGUAUGAACAGGCCGUUGGCAUCCACUGUGAAUGAUAAGCUGGAGCUGCAGGAGUGUCUGGAGCACGGCAGAAUAGCCAAGUUCAGCAAAGUGAGGACCAUUACUACGAGGUCGAACUCCAUAAAGCAGGGCAAAGACCAGCAUUUCCCCGUCUUCAUGAAUGAGAAAGAAGACAUCUUAUGGUGCACUGAAAUGGAAAGGGUGUUUGGCUUCCCUGUCCACUAUACCGACGUCUCCAACAUGAGCCGCUUGGCGAGGCAGAGACUGCUGGGCCGGUCGUGGAGCGUGCCGGUCAUUCGCCACCUCUUCGCUCCGCUGAAGGAAUAUUUUGCUUGUGUGUAAGGGACAUGAGGGCAAACUGAGGUAGUGAUACAAAGUUAAACAAACAAAACAAAAAACCACAAAACACAACAAAACACCAACAACAUGAGGAUCGAGAGGAGUAUCAGCACCCAGAAGAGAAAAAGGAAUUUAAAACAAAAACCACAGAGGCGAAAGUACCGGAGGGCUUUGCCUUGCACAAAGGGUUGGACAUCAUCUCCUAAUUUUUCAAUGUUAACCUUCAGUCCUAUUUAAAAAAAAACAAAACCAAGCUCCCUCCCUCCUGCCCCCCCGCCUUUUUUUUUGGGUCAAACCUUUUGUUUUCUACUCUUUUCAGAGGGGUUUUCUGUUUGUUUGGGUUUUUGUUUCUUGCUGUGACUGGAACAAGAGGGGUUUUGCAGCAAAAAAAAAAAAAAAAAAAAA
Messenger RNA from Lontra canadensis (Northern American river otter), 3546 nucleotides. It is a transcript of the gene DNMT3A, whose product is annotated as DNA methyltransferase 3 alpha. Gene Ontology annotation, molecular function: DNA (cytosine-5-)-methyltransferase activity. The record is from RefSeq and is a predicted model, not a curated record. Gene Ontology annotation, cellular component: nucleus; cytoplasm. Gene Ontology annotation, biological process: negative regulation of DNA-templated transcription. Lineage: Eukaryota; Metazoa; Chordata; Mammalia; Carnivora; Mustelidae.